GAGUAAGAUAAUAUUAAUAAGUAAAUUAUUGUAGGAAUUAAUCAGACACGCGCAGUUAUAAAAUAAUCUGUUUGAUUUUCUUUUCUUCUUCGAGCCCCUCUCUUUCUCUCUCUUUCUUUAUAGGAACAACAAAAACAAAGCUGUUAGAAUCUCCUUAUUUCUCGAGAUUUCUUCUCUCUUUGUGCUCCUGUCGAAGACCACAAACUGUUUUAUUCUUUUUGUUCCGACAAGACUGUAAAAUGGAUAGACGUCGCAGGAAACAGAGCAAGGCCAAAGCGUCAUGUUCCGAAGCAGAAGUGAGUAGCAUCGAGUGGGAAGCUGUGAAGAUGUCGGAGGAAGAAGAAGAUCUCAUUUCUCGGAUGUAUAAACUCGUCGGAGACAGGUGGGAAUUGAUAGCCGGAAGGAUACCUGGACGGACGCCGGAGGAGAUUGAAAGAUAUUGGCUUAUGAAACACGGUCUCGGUUUUGCCAACAAACGAAGAGAAUUUGUUAGGAGAUGAUUUUUAUGCAUUUUCCUCUCCUUGAUUCGCAACACAAGAAACAAAUGAGAGAAGUAGUAGUUGUCCUUUGAGUUACUAUUUUGGAUGUAUAAUUUUCUAUAUAAAAAAAUAGGACUGGUUACGGUCGUAGCAUUUUAGUUGGUGAAAUGUAAUGUUCUUGUCAUUAAACAUAGAUUAUGGAGACUCUAGAUUAUGAGUGUAAUUUCAGGUUUAGAUUGAGUAUAACUUUGCCAUGGAUGGAGAUUAUUAUUGGC
Molecule: messenger RNA, 754 nt
Organism: Brassica oleracea var. oleracea
Lineage: Eukaryota; Viridiplantae; Streptophyta; Magnoliopsida; Brassicales; Brassicaceae
Product: transcription factor CPC-like
Exons: 3
Coding region: 240-500 (86 amino acids)
Biological process (GO): cell differentiation
Cellular component (GO): nucleus
Molecular function (GO): transcription cis-regulatory region binding
Source: RefSeq, a predicted model, not a curated record